AUGGCCGUCCCCAGGGCCCUGCUGGCCCUGCUGCUCACUGCAGCCUCGGCUGUGAGCCUGGGUGAGGCCUUAAGUUGCAUCACCUGUGAGCAGCCCACGGCCCUUCCUCUGUGCAAGAACGUUACCUACUGCAAGCCGGACGAAAUAGCCUGCAAGACCACGCUGGUGACGGUGGAGGCAGAGUUCCCCUUCAAUGAGAGCCCUGUGGUGACCAGCACCUGUGCCAGCUCUUGCGAGGCCACCGACCCAGACAGCAUCGGGGCUGCCCACCCCAUCUUCUGCUGCUUCCAUGACCUCUGCAACUCCGUGGGCGUUGCCAGGCUCAGUGCCGGGGCCCUGGCCCCCCUGGGGGCCGUGGUCCUCAGCCACCUCCUUUCCUGA
Molecule: messenger RNA, 381 nt
Organism: Budorcas taxicolor (takin)
Lineage: Eukaryota; Metazoa; Chordata; Mammalia; Artiodactyla; Bovidae
Gene: SLURP1
Product: secreted LY6/PLAUR domain containing 1
Exons: 3
Coding region: 1-381 (126 amino acids)
Molecular function (GO): acetylcholine receptor inhibitor activity
Source: RefSeq, a predicted model, not a curated record